GCCGCGCUGUGGCCUCUUCACCGGGGACGUGGGCGUUCUUACGGGGCGACGCCCCGAGCGCCCCCGUGAGGAGCAGCCCCCACUGGGCGGCCGCGUCCCGGCAGGAGGGAGAGCUUCCACCCACCCGAGGAGGCCGCUGCCGGCCCGGCCCGCCCCCCGCUGAGCUCAGGACCCUCCAUUCCUGCAGUGAGAGCACCUUCCCGUAGGUCCCAGUGGGGGUCGCGGGACUUCAGGGCCUCCAGCCAUGCCGCCCCCGGCCCCGCCCCUGCCGGACCGCCCCGGGCCUCACCGCGGACAUCUGCCUGCGCAUCCCUGACCCUGGCACCGGGCAGCCCCCGGAGAGGGCAUUCCAGACCGGCCUGGCCGCCAUCGUGGGUGAGGGCUGGCCCCUGGACUAUGCCCUCCAAGUCGGCCUGCCUGGGGCGCUCAGAGGCGGACCCCCCGCAGCCUGAAGGCGGGAUGCUCACGGGGCACCUCGUGAACUCGGACAGGGACCUGGCCCCCUACCCAGGAUCCCUGGCCGCUGACCGUCCUGGGCCUGAGAAGAGCCCACUGGUCCCUCUGGACGUUCCAGCAGAAAUCAGCCACGAAGACCCCCAGGCUAAGGCCAAAGCCUUCACCCCGAAGCCGCCUAUGAGGCCCCGGCUGGAGCGGGCACUGUCCCUGGAUGAGAAGGGCUGGAGGCGGCGGCGAUUCCCGAGCAGUCAGGACGACCUGGCCUCCGGCAAUGGGGCCAGCCCCUCCAGGGGCUCCUCGCCAGACGCGGUCCCCGGGCCUCCGGCCCGCACCUGCCUCCCGCCCGGCCUGAGCGCCUCGCUGCAGGAAAUCCCCACGUCCCCCGGGACUCCAGGCAGCGGCGGCAGGAGCCCCUCCUCCUGGGGCAACUGUGCUUCCGGAGCGAUGGGCACCCCCCAGGACCUCCUGCACCGGGACAGGGCCUCGGCGGGGAGCAGCCCCCGGCGGGCCGGCGGGCUUCCCUCACGCCCGCUGCCCGCCAUGGAAUGGAGCGUGGCCUCUGCCUGCCUGCGGACGGCGCACAAGGUGGACGCGGACCACGCCGACUACAAGGUCCGCGUGCAGGGCCGGCUGUUCCGGGCCCACAGCAGCCUGGGCCCCGGCCGGCCCCCCAGCCCCCUGGCCUCCGAUGACUGCUCCCUGCGCUCGGCCAAGUCCUCCUUCAGCCUCCUGGCGCCCAUCCGGGCCAAGGACGUCCGCAGCAGGAGCUACCUGGAGGGGAGCCUCCUGGCGAGCGGGGCCCUGAUGGGGGCGGAGGAGCUGGCCCGGUACUUCCCCGACCGCACCGUGGCCCUCUUCGUGGCCACGUGGAACAUGCAGGGCCAGAAGGAGCUGCCUGUGAACCUGGACGAGCUGCUGCUGCCCGCCGAAGCAGACUACGCCCAGGACCUGUACGUGGUCGGGGUGCAGGAGGGCUGCUCCGACAGGCGGGAGUGGGAGACGCGGCUGCAGGAGACGCUGGGCCCGCACUACGUGAUGCUGCACUCGGCGGCCCACGGGGCGCUGCACCUGUCCGUGCUCAUCCGCCGGGACCUCAUCUGGUUCUGCUCAGAGGUGGAGAGCUCCACGGUGACCACCCGCAUCGUGUCCCAGAUCAAGACCAAGGGGGCCCUGGGCGUCGGCUUCACCUUCUUCGGCACCUCCUUCCUCUUCAUCACCUCCCACUUCACCUCCGGAGACGGGAAGGUCGGCGAGAGGCUGCUGGACUACAGCAAGACCGUCCAGGGCCUCGCGCUGCCCAAGAACGUGCCGGACACCUGCCCCUACCGCUCGGACGCAGCGGACGUCACCACCCGCUUCGACGGCGUCUUCUGGUUCGGAGACUUCAACUUCCGCCUGAGCGGCGGCCGUGUGUCCGUGGAGGCCAUCCUGAGGCAGGACCCGGGAACCCGCGUGCCCGCCCUGCUGCAGCUAGACCAGCUCACCCGGGAGAUGCAGAGAGGGUCCAUCUUCAAGGGCUUCCAGGAGCCAGACAUCCACUUCCUGCCGUCGUACAAGUUCGACCUCGGGAAGGACUCGUACGACACCUCGUCCAAGCAGAGGACCCCGUCCUACACGGACCGGGUCAUGUACCGGAGCCGCCACAGGGAUGACAUCUGCCCGCUCACGUACUCCUCCUGCCCCGGGAUCAAGACCUCCGACCACCGCCCCGUGUACGGCCUCUUCCGGGUGAAAGUGAGGCCGGGCAGAGACAACAUCCCGCUGGCGGCUGGCAAGUUUGACCGCGAGCUGUACCUGGUAGGGAUUAAACGGCGGAUUUCCAAAGAGAUGCAGAGGCAGCAGGCCCUGAAGACGCAGCACGCCAGCGCCAUCUGCACCGUGUCCUGAGGGUCUGCCCACGGAGGGCGGGCACCGCCGCCGGAAUCCCUGGCAAGGACGAGGAGAUGCUGCCCGGACUGCGCAGCCGUGGGGACGCUGAGCGCCGUGGCCAGAGGCAGGCCGCCUUCCUGGCAGGAACCCAGCGAACUGGGCUGCAGCGGAGCCGGCCCCACCUCGUCCCUGGACCGGACCCGCUGCCCGCUUACGUUCCCCCGCAGUCACCCAGCUCUCCGCUCGGCAGGCGGAGCUGGGACCCGAGGGCACCCGCCUGGCCCACCACCAUCUCCCGGAUGCGCCUCUCCAGCUGCAGCAGCCGCACUUGACCAGCUCGCGCUGCCGCUCCAGCGUCUGCCUCCGUCCCCCGGCCCUUCCUCGGCGCACGCGCGGCCUGGUACCAUGGAGGCUGCUCGGUGGGGUGACCUGGGUCCCCAGUCCCACGGCACGUGCUGGGACCAAGCUGAGGCCAUUGGUCACCAGGCUGAAGCCAGACAACGUUCAGGGAGUGAGCUUGGUCCCCAGUGCUGGGCCGGGAGGGGGCGUGGCCAAGGUUUCGGCGCUGGCCCUGCCCUCCAGCCCCGCGGCCACCGCUGACUUCAGGCAUCUGCU
This is a messenger RNA of Eptesicus fuscus (big brown bat), 2940 nucleotides long. RefSeq names its product inositol polyphosphate-5-phosphatase E (gene INPP5E). The transcript has 10 exons. Lineage: Eukaryota; Metazoa; Chordata; Mammalia; Chiroptera; Vespertilionidae. The record is from RefSeq and is a predicted model, not a curated record. Gene Ontology annotation, biological process: phosphatidylinositol dephosphorylation. Gene Ontology annotation, molecular function: inositol-polyphosphate 5-phosphatase activity. Bases 397 to 2343 code for a protein of 648 amino acids.